AUGACAACCUUCUCCUUGGUGGUGCUUCCGCUCCUCGCCUGUGUCUGCGCUAUACAUUAUCGCAAACAACUACUGCAGUGGCUAUCAAUCCAGCUAGGCUUUGUAAAAUCUGCCAACCAUGGGUGCUGCGCCACUCAGUCUCCCGAUCUCAAGCGCAUGGCGCCAUACCCAGCGCAGCCCAUCAAGGGCCGGGAGCGAUACCGCGUCAUGAUGGACAUCCGCAAGCUGGACGUCCAGAACUGGCUCACCAUUGACAAGAACUACAUGGCCGAGCACCGAGUGCGCUCGCAAUUGCUGCACGAGAAAAAGACCCAGGUCCUGCAAUGCCUGCCCGAGUCGCUGGAUGCGUGCCGCGAGGCGCUGGAUGAGGUGGCCGAGUUUCUGUGCCGGCGGUUUCCCUGCAUGUUUGAGCGCGCUGGUGAUGAUGGGCUGCCGUUUAUUGAGAAUCGCAUGACGGGCGAAAGGUUUGCGCUUGGUACACGGGACCCGCAAGAAGAGUUGACGGCUGCUCUGGAGGCGGCCGUGCGGCUUACCAUGGAGGAUCUUAGUAUCCUGUUGAUGAACGAGGACGGCGAGUACUAUCUCGCGGCCAGUGCAAGUCUCUUCCCGACGGGGUGGACCGUCGAAGAAAGAAUCGGCUGGACGAUAUCGCGCCUACACGACCCAGUCCCACUAUGGCACCAGCAUGUAGCCAAUUCAGUCAGCAAAUUCCUCGCCCGUCUAACCCCAACCUCCCCAAUGGAACGCUCCAACUACUUCAUAGAAAUCAAACGCCCCAACGAGAACCUUUUUGAAAUCUUGUACCGGCCCAACACGCUCUGCGAAAAAGACCUCGACAACCCCUCGCCACAGGAGAUCAUCAUCCGGCGCGAGCGCCAGACGUUCCGCCGGCUGCCGCGCACGGGGGCCAUUGUCUUCGGCGUGAAGACGUAUCUCACGCCUCUGGACGAGCUGCCGAUGCAGGAGCUCGAGAAUCUGGCCAAGGAAAUGAAGAGUUGGCCCGAUUAUGUGGGCGAGUAUAAGGGGAGGAAUGUGUGGGGGCGCAAGGUUUUGGAGUAUUGUGCCACGCGCACGAGCUUGGAUGUUCUGAUGGGAGAAGUGAAUGAGAAGGUUGAAGUUUGA
Messenger RNA from Penicillium alfredii, 1122 nucleotides. RefSeq names its product heme-dependent oxidative N-demethylase family protein. The transcript has 3 exons. The coding region runs from base 1 to 1122 and encodes 373 amino acids. NCBI's taxonomy places the organism in Eukaryota, Fungi, Ascomycota, Eurotiomycetes, Eurotiales, Aspergillaceae. The record is from RefSeq and is a predicted model, not a curated record.